UGUCUUAAAUUUGCCUUGUUGCAGGGCUGGACCUAUUCUGUGGAUUUCCCGUUCACUUACACCCACGAGAAGCGCUGGAACUCGAUGGUCCGGCGACGCAAGUGGAUUCGGUAUCGCCGCUACGUUGCCACUGACCGCUGGGCUGAGAUUGAAGGGAUCCAUUCAGAUCCUGUCCAGGAACCCGUGGUGGAUGUGUCCAUUGGCGGCGUGGAGGUUCCCGGUGGUGACCCUGACCACAUUGCUGUCUGGGUCGUCACUGUGCUUGGCAGGGUGUUGUUCCGUGAGAAUGUCACACGACUCUGCCCCGAGGGCACGUCAUGGAUUCCAGUGCCGGUUCCGGAGAACUCUGAGGUCAGCCAAGUCUCCGUCGGUCGCACCGGCUUGACUUGGGCGGUGGCCUGGAAUGGAAACGCACUCGUCCGUCUCGGUGUGUCACGCUACAGUUACAUCGGAACUGAAUGGACGGAAGUGGCUGCACCCGAUGCUGAAGAGAAGUUGUUGCAAGUUGCUGUGGGGCAGAACAUGGUGUGGGCCGUAGGAAGAAACGGAACGGUUUGGUUUCGCAAGGGCAUACGGUGCGACGACCUCGGCUGUCGGGCCUCGGUUACGGGGUCCGGUUGGGUGAAGAUGAUUGGCACAAUGGCCAUGAUCAGUGUCGGUCCCAAUGACCAGGUAUGGGGCAUCACGCGCGAUGACCGCCAGCUGUGCCUGCGUACUGGGGUCACGCUCGAGGAGGCCAGUGGCCGGGAGUGGAAGGAGAUUGUCGCACCCUUUGGGAACGCUCCGAGCCGGACUGCCAGCGUGAGCUCGCUGACGUCCCUGGGCAGCCUUCGGCUGGCCACACCCUCGUACGCAGCGGUGGUGACGGAACGCGGCGACGAUAUGCCGCCGCCGACGCCGGAGCGGAAGAAGAUGUCUCGCCACAGCUCGCGCUCCGGGUCGCCGUGCAGCGACACCGUGGUAGCAAGACACCAGGAAUCUGCAGGCUCAUCUCCAAUGCAUAACCUUGCGCAGUCGGCAUUUGGCGAACUCUCACCCUGCAUGAAUUCCACUUACCCCGACGACUGGCCGACUCCUGCAGUCCAUGACGUAGUCGGCUCCAUCACGUGGUCUUGGGUCAGUGGUACCGCCUGCACGAUUGACUUCCCCGGUGCCCUGCCCAACUGGUUCAGUCUGACAGGUUCAACGGUUGAUGGCGCCGUUCGACAUUUGGAAAAUGCUCAGUGGCGGAAGCUUGUGCUGCGCCGCCUCCGAGACCGUCGGGAAAAGGAGACGGACAACUACGACUACGAUUCCGCAAUCGAAAAGUCUACAUGGGUGAAGUGUGCAACCGCGCAGCUGUGGCGCGACUCGCACCCCUGCCAGUGGGUGCGCUGUCGGCUCGAGCUGGAACGGCUCGGCUCAGAAGGGGAAGCGUGCGACCUGGCCAUCUUGAGGCUGCUCUACCACCAUGCUGGUUCUGACAGGAGGAUGGCCUUAAACCUUGCCGAAGUUACAUCCGCUUGUGACCUGUCGAACCGGGAACGCCGUCUGCUGGGGAUCUACACACAGACCCUGAAUGAGAAGCGUUCCUACAUCAAGCUGGCGUUCGGGACUGACGACGAACUCGAAGACUGGAUUGCCACGUUGAACCUGGUGGCCUUCGGAAUGCGAGGCAUGACUGACAAUGCAGUCCCUGCUGGCGCUGCCUGGGGUGUCGCGGAACGGGGUCACGUGUUCGUCCACGAAGAUGGCGAGCCCAAGUCACACAUCGAUGACAUGGCCAUGACAGACAUCUCCUGGCGUCACCUGGGUGGCGGCCACUUCCAGAUGGUUGAGUCUUGCCCUGCCGGCGUCACAUGGGCACUGGGCAAUAACAAGACGGCGUGGGCCUACACAGGAGGUUAUGGAGGCGGCGUCUUCAAAGGUCUGACGGGCCACAACGUGGGGGUGGGGCCCAUGUCGGACAUGAAGUGCGUGUACAUUUACGAGAACCAGCGCUGGAACCCCAUCUCGGGGUUCGCUCCCCGAGGUCUGCUCACCGACCGUUACAUGUGGAGUGAUGCCUCGGGACUGGUCGAGUGCACCAAGGAGGGCACCAAGCUCGACUCCGUCCACUGGCACUGGGUGAGCGACUGGCAGGUGGACUACCACACCCCGGGCGGCGUGGACCAGGACGGAUGGCAGUAUGCGGCCGACUUCCCCUUCUCAUACCACGGCGCUAAGGGCAUCACUGACUACGUGCGCCGGAGACGUUGGUUCAGGCUUUGCCGGCUGAACACGACCGGGCCCUGGGUCGAGGUGGAGCCGAUGCCCCUUCGAGACGUGUCGCUGUCGCUCGACGCUAGGCCGGGUCACGUGGGUGAAGGAGGCGUGGCCCUGUGGGCAGUGUCUUCCACCGGGGAGGCCGUCUACCGAAAGGGUGUGACACCCGAUUGCCCACAGGGCAAGGCAUGGAUGCAUGUGGCGACUGAGCAGCAGUUUGAGUCCAUCAGUGUUGGGGCCCGGCACCGUGUGUGGGCGAUUGGCCAGGAUGGCUGGGCCUAUGCGCGCAACGGCAUAUCGGACGAGCGACCCACGGGCACUGCUUGGUUCCACAUAGAGCCUCCGUCUAGUAGCACGACACUGACAAAGGUUUCGGCUGGGAAUGCUACCGUAUGUGCCAUCGAUGCUUCGGGCAAGCUGUGGCGUCGUGCCGAAGUCAUGGACACCUUCCCGGAAGGCACUGUCUGGACCUUGAUGUCAGAAAAUGUUCACUCUGUCUCUGUGGGCCCUGACGACCAGGUAUGGGCUGUUAUAGACGUCAUUCGAAACAAGAGAGUCCUUCUCAGCCGAGUUCUAGCAAGGCGGAAAGGCAUCACAGAAGAAAACCCCAUAGGAAUGGAAUGGGAAACGGGAUAUGGGAUGAGUUGGCGGCAUGUAUCUAUUCGUGGCUGCACAAGGUACCAGUCUUGAAGUCUGGAAUGGCAAAGUAUCCUAGAGAUAUUCGCACGAAGCGCCUCCCUAAUUGUCAGUGUGGAUGGUGCAACAUCUGCAGUGCUGAAACCAAAAGUUGAUUGUUGUGAGGGCUGGCAACCUCUCUGUGCAGUUAUUUCUUGUGGACCAUGAACGUUUCACCCACAUUGCUAUAUGUGAGAAAUUAUACAUAAGGUGAUCUCAUCACUCAUCAUGUGCUCACACAUUGUUAUUCUGGUCAUGUUCUUUUGAAGUCAUUGUUUGUCCAUAGACUGCUGAUGUCUUUGACUGAUGUCUUUCUCGAUUGACGUUUUGCCCACAAUGUUACACGCAAAAGAAAUCGUAGAUGGGAUGAUCUCAUCUCUGAUCAUGUACUCACGCAUUGUUACUCUGGUCAAGCUCUUGGAGAGUCAUUGUGUGACCAAAGGCUGAUGUCUUUCCCAGUUGUGAUCUUUAGGGGUGUUGAAUUAAUCAAGCUUUCAAUUCGAAUCGGAUACUAAUGCAUUUGAAUGAUAUGUGCUCAAGUAUUGAAUCAAACAGCAUAUGCUUUGUUGCUUCUAAAUUAAAAACAACAUGAAGAGGAAGAUGCUGCAGAAAAAAUCUUAUUUAUGUUUCCUGAAAUAGUAGAAGCUCAUUGAUACAUUUUAGAAAAAAAGUGAGAUAAAAAAACAUACUAAUCGGGAAAACAUACGAUCCGAAGUCACUAAAAAAUGUGGCAGACUCAACUGUAGUUAACAUCUAGUAGCGCGAAGUGUUCAGCGAAUCGUUGGGGCACGCUACGCCGACGCGCACCAAGCUGUCGAGGCCCAAGCGGCUUGAGAUGCGCGUAGUCGUUUUUGCUGCUUCGGCAAGCUUACACUUGCGCUUCUCGAAUUUGGCUUGGGCCAUGCAGCUUCUUCGCGUGAGGCAUUUUGCGGCAACUUUUGACGUGCUCACUCAGCGCAAAUCGUUGCGGAGUGAGACGCCGAUGAGCGUCGAGCUGGCGGUGCCCGAGUGAGCCAAGGUGCGCAUUGUCGUUUUUCUAUUGCGUAGUGUUUUAGCGCGACAGCGUUAAGGGUCCUGUGUCGCAGAAAAUCCGGUGUCGCCGUCCGGCGCUGUAGCUGGCGUUGGCAUCCGUGAGCAAAAAUUGCUGUAUAUGUUCUGUACGGCUCUAAAGUUCUUCUAUCCCUAAAGUUGCUCAUACCUUGUCUUACAUUCUUUACAAAGUUAUUCCUCGGAAUUUCAAGAAUGGCAGCCUGCAAACAAAUGUCAUAAAACAAAACACCGACAGUGCGUGCCUUUUGUGUUAAACCAUCUCAGACUGAAAUAUUAAAAGUGAAAAACAAUAACAGAAGAUUGGCUGGCGCAAGAGACUGCGUGUCUACCAGAAAGCUCGCCUUUGUGCAUAGCGUUCGCUGCCAGCGUUUCCCGGUAAACAUUACGGUCACAUAAGCUGCAGUUGCCGGGAAGCAUAAGAAGCAGCUGGGGAUCUUUGAAUGCUAUCGCGUUUCACUCUUAAAGGCAAAUCUUAAGCGUCCUUCAAGGUUUCUUGUUUACAUGGGAUCUGGCGGCCGGAAUACGUAUCAUACAAUCGCAGUCUGGCGAUGUACUGAACGUCGGUGCCGAAAGAUAGUGUUUUCCUGGACCCUAUCAACCGGCAAAAAAGAAGCAUAACUUAUUGGGUAACUUUUUUUUUGUUCUUGGUCGCCAACGUUGGCGCCGGUAAAUCGUACGAAACGGGGUCGUAUCAUCGAGGUUCUAUUUAUAUGCGUUCGUGUUUGAAAGUGGCUUUGACUAAGCACCUUGCAAAUGAUCAAAAAGUGAAAGUUUGCGAUAGUUCCUAGUUGGCUUCAAACAGGCACUUAAAGGGCAACUGAAGCACUUUAAAAAAAAAUUGAGCUUUCAUCGAAUUAUCAUAGUUUUUCACCCCUUGAAUACGAAAAUCAUAGUUUACCAGGCCAGAAGUCACCGCUAGUCACUUUAAUUUAGCAAAAACCAGCCGCAGCGUCUGCAGGAGAUGCCACAGGUCGGUUCACGGGCUCUGAUGGCUAAAAGGAGCGUGAUAGUCAUCAUAGGUAUCGGUGAGGUGCGUGAUUCGAAUAGAGUUCCCUACGUGACCCCUGUAUUGACGUCAUCCUCACGCCCGGACUUUCGCCGCUACACUCCGCUGCGAGGAGGGCAGAGCUUCAACUGAAAAUUUAAAUGGCGAUUGCAACGUUGCUACAGCGCAUAAUCGAGAAAAUAACUCCAGGAGUUUAAUUAUAUUGUGUCAGCCUUCCAAACCCCGGUAGAUCUCCCAAUUCUAAAACCUCUUCAGCUUCCCUUUAAAACAGCUGGUGUACCAAAGACAAUUUUUUUUCAUGCCUGCCAAGCUCCAAUAAUAGUGUUAGCCCCAUAUGUUCUUUCAUAAUAGAAGUUCUAAACGAACUGAAUACGAAGUUAAGACAAAUGCAUUCGAUUCAUAUUUGAAAUUUUGAAUAUGCACAUACCCUCGGUGAUCUUCACUUGCUCCUGUGUGACGUCCCAGCGGCCGAUUCUAUUUCAGGUCAUCAAGAUGUGCAGCGUUUCAACAUAUAGCUAUCACGCAUUUAUUGAACUCUCUGCACAUCGUCCUGCAUGCCUUUCUGUGAGAGUGACUGUAGUUUAGGACACAUGGAAAAGGAGAUGUGUCUAUAUGCUUGUUUGUUCAGGUUGUUGAGGGGUUGUGAAGAGGAAAGGCAGUGUCGGCUUGUGCUGUGUUUUUCCUGUUAAUGUAUGGAGCCUGUUGACGUUAUAGGUGCUUGUCUUACAGCGUAGCUGUGAGGAGGUUGGAUGAGGCUUUGCAACAUUAAAGACCAACUGCAACGAAAAUUUUGGGCAGUGUAUUAAACUUGCGUUUCAGAUAGUGUAGGUAUAGCGUAUCCUUUUGUUGAAAACUUUACGCUUACCUAAUAUACCAGCGAAUGAGUCAGGAAAGGGUCUGAAAUGUUGAUGUUCUUGAUGCCGAAGCUGGAAAAAAAUGCUACCAUUAUCGCUCAUUGCAAGUGACACAAACCGCGGAACGUUGAGAAUCCUAGGGCAGCUAGCUCCCUCGCCACGGCCUGAGAAAUUGGGCAGCGGCAUCUGUGACAUGUCGAGGCCAUGGUCUGAGAUUUGUGUCGUAUCUGCUAACCACCAGGCGCACACAUCUUCUAAUGAAGUUCCAUCUAUUCUUGAAAAAAUUGGACAAUUGCCAGCCUUGACAAUUGUCUUGACAAGAUUGCUUCGAUAGUGGGUAGUACUACUAAUAUAUAACCAAUUUAGCCAAAGUGAAAUUUUGUUGCAGUUGGUCUUAAGUCAUCAUCUGUAUGAGUGAUGUGCAUUUAUAACUUUCAGCAGAAGCAGCUCCUCCGCUUGUGCAGAGGUUACGAAGAGUAACUUAUCGGUCACCUGCAUAACUAGCACAUUGUGGGCUCAAUGACACUGUUACAAAAAAACACACCCAGCCCAAAAUGUCUUCAAUAUCACUGAUGUAGUCACAUUUUUAAUUUCACGAAAGUCACAUUUUUAAUUUUUUGGUUGUAUAUUUGUUAAGCACUGUAUAAAUAUGCUGCUCAAUGCACAUUACAGAGAAGCCCGCCGGGGUGGCUCAGUCAGCUAAGGCGUUACGCUGGUGAGCACGAGGUCGCGGGAUCGAAUCCCGGCCCCGGCGGCCGCAUUUCGAUGGAGGCAAAAUGCAAAAACGCCCGUGUGCUUGCGUUGUAGUGCACGCUAAAGAACCCCAGGUGGUCAAAAUUAAUCCGGAGCCCUCCACUACGGCGUGCCUCAUAAUCAGAACUGGGUUUGGCACGUAAAACCCCAGAAAGAAGAAGAAGACACAUUACGGAGAAGUGAGAGUAUAAGUAUUUGUUGGCCAAAUUACGUAGUUGCCCGAAAUAGGCAAACUGCUGGCAGAACCAAGGUUUUAAUUACAUAAUGCUUACCGUUGUGGGGGUGAGGAUCGCAGUUAGCUUUAAGGCUUUAUGCACUUAAUGUCAUAUUCAGCACUUCUUGUUUUUGUCUGAACACCACUGUCCAGUGAUCACGAGCAUUGUAUAGCAUCCACCAACGGCAAGCCCUUCUGGUUAAGCCCAAAGCUCACGAAAAUUGAGGGAUUGUAGAUGCACUGUUUCAUCUUGAGUUAUUAGGCGCAGUGUGGUUUUGGUGCUUGUGUGAUAUAUCGUAUUAACGUGAAAUUGGGCGCCCCGAAAUUUUAGCACCUUUAUAUUUUGAGCGCUCCUUCAUGCCUGGCCCAUGCAAUGAUGCUAGCUCGUUGAAAAGGGACAAGUGCAGGCCGAGGCGAACAGAUUACAAUGAUGCUUCGGCCUCCACACAGGAACGUUGUUCAGUCCUUUCACAUUCUUUGAGACGAAGUCAUUCUUGGCGUGUUACCCCCACUUUUCCGUACGGUGGGUGUGUGCUUUUAACCUCUUUUGUGGGCCGAUCCCAGAGAUAGUGCUGUCUAAGUGCCACUGGCUAUGUGCAACACGCGUCACUAGGUAUGUGAUGACACUGGGUAUGUAAUGACUUAAUGACUAUGAUGAUAAUAACUGAGGACAGAAAUCAGGGAAAGCAAUUUAACCUCUAACUGACGUCGAUCAAACGCCCCUCCAGUGCUGCUCUCACAACAAAUUACGCGGUUCAUACACUCCAUUCUCAUCCCCAACUUGCUCAGGAAGACUGUGUUUCAGCGACGUUAGUUAAAGGUUGAAUCACCUUCCAAAUUUUUGUUAUGGGAAAGAUGCAGCAGCUAUGAAAACGAUAGCAAGACACGGCGAUAAAAAUAACGCGCAUACAAGUAAAUCCCUCUUUGUCUUUGUCUCAAGUUGUGCUGUUCAGCGCUAAGAGUCUUAUCAAUCUCUGGGUUUGUAAAAUUUUCACGCUGUCUGUACAUGUGUGUUGUGUUUUAUCGAUGCCAUUCCUUCGCGUGUAAAAUGAAACGAGUAAAGAAUAUGUGAGAACUGCAAAGAAAUGUUUGUUUCUUCCAGCUGGUGGCCCUCGACUCUGCGUUGGCACAUUGACCUUUGUGCCGUUGAGCGCGAGGUGGAAGGUUCGGAACGUUUCAGAUGGUGCUGGCCUCACUUUCGGCUCCGAAGUGCAUGUGGCGACCGUCCGCGCUCACCUGGCAGCCUUUGUGCAUAUAGCUAAUAGGCACUGCUCAGCGUGCACUAUCUGCAAAGUAGGAGUGGUGUUAGGGUGUUAAAUUGUGCAACAAUAUUUCUGAAUCGAAUCUUAAUAUAUUGUAGGAUAUACUUAUAUAGUACGUGGACAUACGUACGAAAAACUUUAUCUUUUCCAAGAU
Messenger RNA from Dermacentor silvarum, 8212 nucleotides. It is a transcript of the gene Pex23, whose product is annotated as tectonin beta-propeller repeat-containing protein 1. The annotation marks the transcript as partial. Lineage: Eukaryota; Metazoa; Arthropoda; Arachnida; Ixodida; Ixodidae. The record is from RefSeq and is a predicted model, not a curated record. Gene Ontology annotation, cellular component: membrane. The transcript has 20 exons.